CUUGUCCUGCAGUCAAGGCCACGUGUUCACUUUUGCUGCUCCAGGGCUUGAUUCUGGCCAUGGCCAACACUGUUAACUACUCCGAACGAGCUGCCGGGGAGGCCCAGUUUGCCUCGAGGCUUUAUGGCCAGCUGGCCAAGUCCGAGCCAGGACGGAAUAUCGUCCUCUCACCCUCGUCCAUUAGGACGGGCUUGGCUCUGGCCUACUUGGGCGCCGAGGGCAGCACCGCCGACGAGCUGAAGCAGGGAUUGGGCCUGGAGGGGGCCGACAAAUCGGAGGUAGCCCAGAAAUUCGCCCAGCUGUUGGCGAAAGGACAGGGGGACGAGGAUGGACCCAAAUUGAAGUAUGCCAAUCGGAUUUACGUGGCUCAGAGAUUUCAGCUGGCCCAAGCCUAUCAGGACUUGGUCAGCAAAAACUUUGCAGCAGCUGCCGAGAAUGUGGACUUCGCCCAGAGUGCCGAUACUGCCAAGCGCAUUAACUCCUGGGUGGAGGAGCAGACCCAUCAGCAAAUCAAGAACCUCAUCGGUCCGGACUCCCUCGACGAAGAUACGGCUGCCAUUCUGGUCAAUUCCAUCUACUUUAAGGCCGACUGGCAGAGCAGCUUCCCCGACUACGCCACCUUUGGCCGCGACUUUGUCAAUCACGGAGGUCAGAAGGUCAGCGUGGACACCAUGUCCCAAGAGGAUUACUUCAGGUUCGGCGAGCUGCCGCAGUUAAAGGCUAAGGCCCUGGAAUUGCCGUACACCGGGACAGAUAUAGUCUUCCUUAUCAUUCUGCCCCAGGAGGAGCAGGGAUUGGCCUUCGUUGAGGAGAAGCUGAAGGGUCUGGACCUCAAUGAAAUAAGCUCCCAGUUGAGCAGGCAAAAAGUACAGGUGCAGCUGCCCAAGUUCAAAUUCGAGUUCGAUGUACCCCUGCAGCCGGCCCUCGAGGAGCUGGGAAUAAAGAAACUAUUUGCUCCCGAGGCGAACCUCAGCAGUCUACUUCAGACAUCGGAACCACUUCGGAUCUCGGAGGUGAAGCACAAGGCCAUCAUCGAGGUGAACGAGAAGGGAACUACUGCUAGUGGAACUACCUUUGUCAAGGCCCAGGUGGAAUCUCUCUUGGAAGGAGAGCAAGUAUUCGAGUUUAUUGCGGAUCAUCCCUUUUUCUUCGCCAUCAAGGACGCACAGAGCACCUACUUCCUGGGCCAUGUCAGCCAACUUUGAGUCGGAG
Messenger RNA from Drosophila takahashii, 1212 nucleotides. RefSeq names its product Serpin 42De (gene Spn42De). The record is from RefSeq and is a predicted model, not a curated record. Gene Ontology annotation, molecular function: serine-type endopeptidase inhibitor activity. Lineage: Eukaryota; Metazoa; Arthropoda; Insecta; Diptera; Drosophilidae.